AUGCAUUUGCUCACACAUGUAAACCUCCUCAGAUCUCUCUCUCUCUCUCUCUCUCUCUCUCUCUCUCUCUCUCUCACUCAAGCAACAGAGACUUUAAUAUAAGUUAAAACCAAGGAAGUCGAAAUGUCGAAUAUUGCUGAUGCUGUGACUAUGACGACCACGAGCUACAAGGGUACGAUGCCGUUUCUUGUUUUCUUCAGAGACUCGAGAAAUAUAUUCAAGACGGAUUCGCUUGGGCGGGAGAUUCUUGGCAUUGCGUUGCCUGCGGCGUUGGCUUUAGCCGCAGAUCCUAUCGCUUCUCUCAUUGACACUGCUUUCAUCGGUCGCUUAGGGCCCGUAGAGCUUGCUGCUGUGGGGGUGUCCAUUGCGAUAUUCAACCAAGCUUCAAGAAUUACGAUAUUUCCUCUGGUGAGCAUCACGACGUCCUUCGUGGCGGAGGAGGACACAAUGGAUAAGAUGAACGACGAAGUUGUCCCUGACUCGGACAAGGGGUUAAAUUCGAUUCUCGUCGUCCCCGGGAGAAAUGCUGAAGAACCUGAGCAAUCCGCCCCCGAGGAUUCCAUGGAAAAGGGCAUAGCUUCUUCGGCCGCAGCUAAAGUCCCUUCUCUGCCCUCGGAAAACGGUUCUGAUACAAAGACUGGUAAUCCGAUGCCCAAAUCGAGUAAGGCGGAGAAGGGCAAGAGCGGAAAACGGCAUAUCCGUUCUGCAUCGACCGCACUGAUUCUCGGAUUGAUUCUUGGCCUCUUGCAAGCUAUUAUCUUGGUUUUCAGUUCAAAGGUUCUUCUAAGUGUCAUGGGGGUGAAGCAUAAUUCGCCUAUGCUACGGCCGGCACAUAAGUACUUGAUCCUCCGAUCUGUGGGUGCUCCUGCUGUUCUUCUUUCGCUUGCGAUGCAAGGCAUCUUCCGUGGGUUUAAAGACACCAGAACUCCCCUCUAUGCCAUUGUUGCUGGAGAUGCAAUGAACAUCGUACUCGAUCCAAUCUUCAUCUUCGUCCUUCGUCUUGGAGUCAGUGGUGCCGCCAUAGCUCACGUUCUUUCUCAGUACUUGAUAUGUCUGAUUCUGUUCAUCCGUUUGGCCAAGAAAGUCAAUCUGAUGCCACCGAGCCUCGGGGAUUUGCAGUUCAGCCGCUUCCUCAAGAACGGGGUGCUGCUUCUGGCCAGAGUUGUGGCUGUGACAUUCUGUGUGACUUUAGCAGCAUCAAUGGCCGCUCGUCUCGGUUCCACUCCGAUGGCCGCUUUCCAGAUCUGUUUACAGGUCUGGUUAACGUCUUCCCUUCUCGCCGAUGGCCUUGCUGUUGCUGGUCAGGCUAUUCUGGCGUGUGCAUUUGCUGAGAAGGACUACAACAAGGUGACUGCAGCCGCGUCCCGUGUUCUACAGAUGGGUUUCGUAUUGGGACUGGGACUGGCUCUUUGUACAGGAUUGGGACUCUACUUCGGCUCAGGAAUCUUCUCCAAGGACCCUAACGUUAUUCACCUCAUAGUCGUUGGCAUACCGUUCGUUGCAGCGACGCAGCCCAUCAAUUCAUUGGCCUUUGUGUUUGACGGGGUCAACUUUGGAGCGUCCGAUUUCGCUUACACUGCAUACUCCAUGGUUGCAGUUGCGGCAGUAAGUGUUGCGGCGGUGAUAUUGAUGGCGAAGAGCGGUGGGUUCGUUGGGAUUUGGAGUGCUCUUACUAUUUAUAUGGCUCUCCGAGCUAUUGCCGGAAUUGCUAGGCUGGGAUCGGGGACCGGACCAUGGAAGUUCAUGCGAAGCCGAUCUUGAAAGUAGAAAGUUAUUGGUGGUUGUGUUUUUUGUUUAAAAUAACUUUUCUAUUUUCUCUUAGAAACUUACGAGUUCAAAAACGUUAUUUAUACAAAAUUAAAUAAUUUGUUUUA
Molecule: messenger RNA, 1874 nt
Organism: Tarenaya hassleriana
Lineage: Eukaryota; Viridiplantae; Streptophyta; Magnoliopsida; Brassicales; Cleomaceae
Product: protein DETOXIFICATION 43-like
Exons: 15
Coding region: 124-1761 (545 amino acids)
Biological process (GO): transmembrane transport
Cellular component (GO): membrane
Molecular function (GO): antiporter activity; xenobiotic transmembrane transporter activity; citrate transmembrane transporter activity
Source: RefSeq, a predicted model, not a curated record